AUGGGCCUGGUCAAUGCACCAUGGGGUGGAGACUGGGUCACAUGGUAUGUAGUUAGAAGGGCACCACAAGUAGGCGACCUGGCUUGCCGCGUAUCUAAUGCGCCAGGAAGUUUGGAGUAUGAUAGAUCUCAAGCGGAGGAGUUGAAAAGGACUGCCAUUGCGGUUGAGAGCAUGCGGCUCUCUGGUCCGUCCUCCCCAAAGCAGGGGAGAAGGAACAACCGUGCAAGGCAGAUGAUAUACUCCUCUGAGGAGGAUGAACCGCGGGCUGACUGGCCCGCACUAGGUGAGGGUUGCCCGGCGGAGACUUCCUUGUCUAAAGUGGAGACUGGUAGGAUGCUUAAUACCAUCCUGGAACCCUCCAUGGCGGCAGAAGUUGCCAGGCUGAGAUGCCGUAACCUUAAGGGAGAGCUAUCAGGGCUUAUGAAAAACUCCUAUAAGAUCAUGAUGGAGGGAAUCAAGACCCUGAACGAGAGGGUCGAAACCCGAGCGGACGAUCCUCCAUCAGCCAAGGAAACAAUUGCGCAGAUGAAGGCUGAAUUGAGAGCCAAGGAUCUGCGCAAUAAAGAGGUCAUGGGAGAAAACGGUCGCCUCAAGAGGGCGAAUAAGAAGAUGGAGAAGGUCCUGGAGAAUCCAUCGGCCGGGAAUAGCCGAUCAAAGUCUCCGGACAUAAGGGAGUCAAUAAAGGCAUUGACGGAGGCUCUUCGCAAUGUACAACAUGAGAUAAAAGAGAUACGGCAGCAGCAGCAGCAGCAGCAGUGGAAACAGCAGCAGCAAACACAGCAGCAGCCACAGCAGCAGCAACAACAGCGGCAACAGCAGCAGCCGCAGCAGCAGCGGCAACAGACAACGGGUGGAGCAACGACGGGAGCUGGUGGGCCACACAAAGGUCCUACACCCCGUGCUGAGCCCAGUUGA
Vespa velutina is the source of this 915-nucleotide messenger RNA. RefSeq names its product phospholipase D A-like. The transcript has 2 exons. The record is from RefSeq and is a predicted model, not a curated record. Bases 1 to 915 code for a protein of 304 amino acids. NCBI's taxonomy places the organism in Eukaryota, Metazoa, Arthropoda, Insecta, Hymenoptera, Vespidae.